AGCAAUUAUUUCUUUUUAAUGUGUUACCGAUUUUCAUUCGAUAGUCGUGCCCUAUCUGGCAUAUAUAAGUCGCCAACACUGUCUCAUUUCUACUCAAGUGACAACCUGGUUCUGUUCGCAAGUUUAUUCUCUGUUUAGCAUGCAAAUUUAUUUCCAAUAAAGAUCGGAAACAAUAGAUAGCUGGGGUCGGCGCGACAAUCGUAAAUCUUGUGAUUGUACUUGGAUAAAAUCAGCGGCCCAACAUUCCGACACCAACUUUUGUCUCGGCGCUAGCAUUUGUAAUCUUGGAUUGGAUUCCUGUGGAAAGUUAGCGGAGGAUUUCAAAUGGAGACAGCCGGCAUCUGGUUGAGCAUAGCCCUGGUCAUCUGCUGGUCACCUCCAGUCUGCAGCCACGGACGGCUCUGGGAGCCACCAGGUCGCAGUACCAUGUGGAGGCGGGGCUAUGGCACGCCAAUCAACUACCAGGAUAACCAACUGUUCUGUGGAGGCUUUGGUCAUCAGCAGAGCCUAGGCUACAGGUGUGGGGUAUGUGGAGACCCGUAUGAUGGAAUGCGUGAGAAUGAAGAAGGCGGGAAAUACGCAACAGGCACUGUGACGAAUACAUACACACAGGGUCAAAGGGCAACCUUUCAGGUGGACCUAACAGCCAAUCAUAGAGGAUAUUUUGAGUUUAGAAUUUGCCCAAAAAACAGCGCGGAGGAAAAAACUACGCAAGAGUGUCUUGACCUUCACCUUGUGAAGUUAGCCGAUGGUUCUGGGUCAAGGUUCCAACUGACCUCAGGAGAGGCCAAGAUGUACGACAUCGAUGUUGUGCUGCCAUCUGACGUCACAUGUGACUUUUGUGUUCUCCAGUGGCAUUAUCACGCUGGCAACAGCUGGGGGGUGGACCCUGACGGCCGACAGUGUAUAGGCUGUGGACCACAAGAAUCAUUCUACGGCUGUUCUGACAUUAGGAUUCUCCCUGCUGGCGGCGUAAAGGAAGUGACGAAUAGCAGAGUGACGCAAGCACUGACGUCAGCAGUUGCUACUACUACCACAAGCACUGGCUCAUCGUGUAUCGGGGCCAAAGGUCAAGUUGAAUACAACGACUGGUGCCAGACCAACUGCCCACUGGGCAACUGUCCUCCUGAUACCUGCGUGUGUGGUGAUCAGAGCAAAAGCUGCGUGGCUGUAGCGGCGUUCUCUACAGUAGACGGAUCAAGAGAGUGGUGUCAGCUCAACUGUGCUGCAGGACAUUGCCCAGCCUCCAUGUGUUCAUGUAGUUGAUUAGGGUCGCUUCUUGUUGUUUCAUUCCUUGCUCUUUAAUUGUAUGAUUAGCGGCCUUGUUGAUUGAUUACAUCAGUAGAAGGUUACAAAAGUCAUUUGGAAAACAUUUCAUGGUUUACUUAGUUCAAGUUUCUAGUUUGUUUUAAACUGUAUUGAAUUUUGAUGGCCGGUUGGGCUAAUGUUGAGAUGGUCAUCUAUGUUGAGAUGGCCUCACGAUUGUUGAUAGACUUGGCCAACCUAAUAUAUAAGAAAAUGGCCGGCCUAUUUUAUGUAAACCCAGAUAAUGUAUUAGUAGUAGGAUUUUUCCUGUUACUUUUUUUUUCCUAUAAUAAGGAUUUUCUACUCUAUCAUUAGUAGUCCUCACAAAUCUAUCAUUAGUAGUCCUCGCUAAUCUAUCAAUAUAGGUCUCACUAAUCUAUCAGCAGUAGUCCUCACUAAUCUGUCAGUAGUAGUCCUCACUAAUCUAUCAGGUAUCACAAAUCUAUCAGUAGUAGGUUUCACUAAUCUGGUAAGUCCCACGGCGAUUGCCUUUGACGUUCUAUUCUAGUACAGUUAUACGGUAGCGUCCCUGCAUUAGGUUUUGUAUUGACGUUUGACAAGCUCCGACCCUUGCUACAGUGAUAAUAAAACAGUGUGAUAGAAAACUGAACCUGAGAAAUAAAAUACGAUUGUCCACAA
Molecule: messenger RNA, 1944 nt
Organism: Physella acuta
Lineage: Eukaryota; Metazoa; Mollusca; Gastropoda; Physidae
Source: RefSeq, a predicted model, not a curated record